Molecule: messenger RNA, 2632 nt
Organism: Triplophysa rosa
Lineage: Eukaryota; Metazoa; Chordata; Actinopteri; Cypriniformes; Nemacheilidae
Gene: wbp1
Product: WW domain binding protein 1
Exons: 5
Coding region: 193-993 (266 amino acids)
Source: RefSeq, a predicted model, not a curated record
GUCACUGAAUCACGAAUCACAUAAAUGAACGAAAACUGCCAUCACUAGUGACGCGCUCUUCUCGAGAUUACGUGAAAUCACGUUCACGAGAGGAGCGCAAACAUGUCGCUAGCAUCUGUCGCGGGCGUUUAUCGCGUUUGUUAAACUAUUUUUAUAUCUGCGCGUUAAGUUUGAAGAGAAACGCCUAAUAAGAUGCCGCGGAGGAUCCUGGGCUCGUUCGCAGGGCUACUGUGCGCGGGGACGCGCCUGGUUGAGGGUAAAGAUUAUUGUUUUGGAGUGAAUAAUGAGCAGUACAGAUGUGAGAUGGGCUACUGCUGCGGAGAGACUGAAUGCUGCACUUAUUAUUAUGAGCUCUGGUGUAAGCACACACACACACACACGGUUCUGAGUUCGACCAUCGCCGAUGGUGGAGAUGCAGUCUGCCAGACAGGAGACAGCGUUCCGAGGAGAUCAGUCUCAUGCAUAUCAGGGGCCUCCAACUCCUUCAUCUUCUCCUCCUCCUCCUCCCUAACCUGCGCUGAGUUCUCUUCUCUUUUCUCCUUCCCAACACUAUGGUUGGGUUUAGUGACAUGUCGCUUGUAUCUCUCUGAAUUACUUUCAGGGUUCUGGACCGAUUGCAAGCUGCCCGACUAUGAGGAGGUGGUCGGUCACCCCCCGACGCCCCCGCCGCCCUAUUCAGAGGUGCCCUCAGAAGCCCAGCCACCUAUCAACCGACCAGAGGCCGCCGUGGUCCUGGAGCUGCCCGCGGAAGCGUCUGACAGACCGUCCUGCGAUUGGACUGAUCAGGAGGAUCCGAACACACGGCGCAGACACGUGACGGGGGACUCGGGUAUCGAGGUGUGUGUGUGCCAGCUGGACGUAGACGAGGGUUUAGGGCCGGAGGAGGGCCGGCUGUGUCAGGGGGCAGCCGGCGGAUGCUGCUCUGAGCGUCAGAUCGAUGCCAACAAGGCUCUGAUGUCUGAACCCAACGGCGAUGCCGAGCGACUUGUGUGACGCUCCGUUUGAGAUUACGAUGAUGAUCGUGUGAAUGACGAGAGAUAUUUUUUAAAUUUGAUAACAGCUUUAAGUCUGUUUAUAUCCUCACACCGUCUUUCUCCUCUUCUUGACACUCUAACAUACAGACUGAUAGACUGACAGCCGGCAGUUUUCUUUGCACACAGCUGCAGUGUGACAUCAGCGCCAGAGUGACACACACUUCUGCACAAUGUUAAUGGGGCAGUACACACAUAUUCUGUGAUGCUGUUUGUGUUUAAUGUUAUUCAUCUGGCGGUGUGCCUGUGCAAUCCCAUGAGCCUCUGCAAUGAUGGAAAACGAGGUCACACGAUCAGUGAUGUCAUCGUCUCACUGUUGGCCCUGUGGGAUUUACGGCUGAUUUGAAAGAUUUUCAAAGUGUCCUUCUGUGUUGUGUUUUACAACAAGAGAAUUCUGAUGAUUCCUGAGUUUGUGUCAUAAGAAUUGUGUGUGACAUGUUACAGUAAUAGACGCUCAGAAUCAGUGUCUCAUGAACUUGAGACCCCUCCAGACUGCACAAAUAUUAUUGCAAAAAACGCCUCGACACAAAACGUGUUCAUGUGUGAUCUCUGCACACACAGUGUUGCGAUGAUGUUCUGGACAUGUGUUGCCCUUGCAUGACUUCAUUUCAUCUCUGAUCUUAUGAAUGAGGGACUGAGCUCCUAAAGCACACGUACACACCACACUCUUACUUGGGUUAAAGGGCUAGAAUGAAAAUAUCACACAGAUGAGCUUUCUCUACAGUUUGUCACAGCGGUUUGAGCUUCAUGCUGUCAUUUGUUUUCUUCUUAUUUAUCUGGGUGUCGCUCUGAAUGUGCUGAACAUUGUUCUUAACCUCAACUCCCAACAUCUUCAGACUUAACCCAUUCUGUGCCUUUUAAAAACUAGAAAUCAGACUAACUAGGCUAUGCAAAACAGAAUCCAGAAAUCUUUUGUGUGCUGCACCGACGAGCAAUACUGAUCUCAUAUUCGUAUGGCUCAUAGACUCACAGAACCUCUCGUGUCCGCUGUAUACAUCUGUUCCUUCAGCUGACGCUCAUUCAUGUCAAUGUGAGUCCAGACUGUUUGUUUCGCAUGUUGUGAGACUAUUUUGUCGUGUCAUUUGUCCAGGGUUUUUGAUUGUAUCAGAUGUGUGAUUGAUGAUUUCUAUAGCUACUUUAAUGUUUGCUUUUUCAGAAAUAGUGAAAUGAUGUCUGUCAUAUGCCGGUGCUCUGAUAUCUAAAGCUUUGGACAUCAAUGUUUAAUAAUAAAUCAUGUUUAAUAUUGAGCCAAAACAGAGCUUGCGUACGGACUGCAGUUUUUCUGUAAACGUAAAUAUCUUUACGCGCAGUUAAAACAUGUAACGUGCGUUUAAUGAAACAUUUCACAGUAGAUUUCUUUGAUGGGGUUCUUCUGAUAGCAGAUAAUGAUGAUGUACUUGAUUUAUAUGGGCUGAUUUUUGCCACAAAAAGAUGUUUUAUUUCAUUAUGAAGGAAGAAAAGUUUCCAGCACUGAGUGUUUUCUACUGUCAGGUAUCUAGAGUACUUUGUCUGCUGUGGUUACUAUAUAUAUAUAUAUAUAUAUAUAUAUGGUCAUUUGUAUUUUAUUUUUGUAAUAAAUUUACACCAGCUUUUGCUUUCAA